GGAGGGGCGGCCGGUGCAGCCGCGGCUGCCAUCUUAGCAACUCCUGGCGUUGCGGCCUUGUCGUUGGAGGCGGCCUUCGUGGCGGUCUUCGGCCUCAGGGAGCGAUAGAAAGUCAACUGACUGACAGCUUUCUUUCCCCGGGCUUCGACAGGACGGUCGGCCCGCAUCCGGAGGCGGAGGCGAGGGUAGCCGGGCACGUGUGGGGCCCGAGGCCAGCGGUUAGUCACAGCGUCGCCCGGAAGGAUGGGCCGGUCUCGGAGCCGGAGCUCGUCCCGCUCCAAACACACCAAGAGCAGCAAGCACAACAAGAAGCGGAGCCGGUCCCGAUCGCGGUCUCGGGACAAGGAGCGCGUUCGGAAGCGCUCCAAAUCCCGGGACAGUAAACGGAACCGGCGGCGGGAGUCGCGGUCGCGCUCGCGCUCCACCAACACGGCCGUGUCCCGGCGCGAGCGGGACCGGGAGCGCGCCUCGUCCCCGCCCGACCGCAUCGACAUCUUCGGGCGCACGGUGAGCAAGCGCAGCAGCCUGGACGAGAAGCAGAAGCGAGAGGAGGAGGAGAAGAAAGCAGAGUUCGAGCGGCAACGAAAAAUUCGGCAGCAGGAAAUAGAAGAAAAACUCAUCGAGGAAGAAACAGCACGAAGAGUGGAAGAAUUGGUGGCAAAAAGGGUAGAGGAAGAAUUGGAGAAAAGGAAGGAUGAAAUUGAGCGAGAAGUUCUCCGAAGGGUGGAGGAAGCCAAGCGCAUCAUGGAAAAGCAGUUGCUCGAAGAACUCGAGCGACAGAGACAAGCUGAGCUUGCAGCACAAAAAGCCAGAGAGGAGGAAGAACGUGCAAAACGUGAGGAGCUAGAGCGAAUACUAGAAGAGAAUAACCGAAAAAUUGCAGAAGCACAAGCCAAACUGGCUGAAGAACAGUUGAGAAUUGUUGAAGAACAAAGAAAGAUUCAUGAGGAAAGGAUGAAACUAGAACAAGAGCGACAACGUCAACAAAAAGAAGAACAAAAAAUUAUCCUGGGCAAGGGGAAGUCCAGGCCAAAACUGUCCUUCUCAUUAAAAACCCAGGAUUAAAUUGCAAACUCUGAACUUUUUACAAAGAAAAAUGGAAAAACUUUGUAUGGUAGCUUCAUGUUGAAGUGGUUUUUUUGUUUCGUUUUUGUUUUUUUAAUUUGGAAAAUCUGGAAAGUUAGCUUGUUCUAAUAGGGGCUAUGCUCUGCAAUUCCUUUUUCCCCCCUCCCCCCACCCCCUUAACUUCCAUUAAGUCAAAUCCUUAUCAGAUCAUUGUUAUCUUCUAAAAAAGUGAUAUAUUUUUCACCUGUUGGAUUCUGUAGUAGUGGUCUGAAGAAGAGCAGAUCACUUUGUAAACUAUGGAUGGUCUGAUAAGGCUUUUACUGACCCACUGACUUCAGAGUUAUACUCUGUUUACUACAUCAUAAUGCUGGUUUUGCUGACUUUUUGUUUUUUUAUAUAUUUAUAAAAAAAGAAAAAGUCGGUAAUUGCAUUGGAAGCGCCCAGGGUGUCACUGGACGUUUGUGUGGUGUAUUGUUAGACCAGUGUCCUUGCGACACUGUUGCUCUUGACGUUCCCGACACAGGUAAGGAAACGGUCGGUCAGCUCUGAUACACGAUAUAUAUACAGUGCAGUAUUGUCUCUGUUCAGUUUGUUCUUAUUUCAUUGACAAAAUCAAACCAGCAUUCCCCAUUGUGUAAAUAAAUGAUUUUGCUGAAUAAAGUAAAGUCUUAAAUUCA
Molecule: messenger RNA, 1742 nt
Organism: Camelus dromedarius (Arabian camel)
Lineage: Eukaryota; Metazoa; Chordata; Mammalia; Artiodactyla; Camelidae
Gene: ARGLU1
Product: arginine and glutamate rich 1
Exons: 4
Coding region: 244-1065 (273 amino acids)
Cellular component (GO): nucleoplasm; mitochondrion
Molecular function (GO): cadherin binding
Source: RefSeq, a predicted model, not a curated record